AUGGAUGUUAGGGACCAUGAAGGGCCAUUUGAACCAACUCCGUCUCCUUUUCGGGGGAGCCCAAGUCCUCCUGUUCCUACAAUGCAUGAUCCAUUUGCACGGGCACCAUCUCCGUAUCACACAGCGCCAGUCCAGCAGUCGCCGUUCCAUCCUAUGCCAGUGCAACAACAUCCUCACGUGACUCCGGGCGUGUAUCACACGCCGUCGCCAUACCAGCCAACGCCACCGUCGCAGUAUCCACAUUCACCGUACCCACACCCAACAUUCGUGCCUGACGGAAUGGGUGGAUACUAUCAGACAAUGGUAAAUCCCGCUGCUAUGAUCCCGGGACAUCCUCAUGGUGGCCUUGUUUACUCGCCUGUUGUUGCAAAGCCGGACAUUGGUGAUGUGGGUGCUGGUGUUGUUCAUUGCAGAAAAGAUGGCGAACCAGCAAGACAAGUGUCUUCUGAAGCUGUCUUUCGAAUCCUCAUGCCAUCGGAACUUGGACAACAGGUUAUGUCAGGUGUGGAUCAUAAGAAUGACGGGAAUGCAGCUGCAGUUGCAAUGGUCCGGGUGAUAAGAUAUCGUGCCAAACUGUCACUUGGGCCGUUUGGAUUGUUACGAUUACCCUCCGAGCAGCUGUUGACUACUGUCAUGGAUAGUGUCUUUGUCCGGAAUGGUUUGGACAUGAACACAUGGAGUGUGGAUCCGGAAAGACCGCCCCCUAUUGACACCAAGAAACAAUCCUCGGUAUUGUCCUUCCUUCCUUGUUUGGACACUGGUAUGUCUUCUACCAUGGUUCUACGCGGGGGUAUAACUCUUGACCAAGCAAGGCAACUGGGAAUGAUCAUCUACUAUUUCUUUGCCAUGCUGAGUGCUAAGAAGCCAACCUAUGAUGGUGCAGAUUAUAAUGAUAGGGAUUUUCAGCGUUCCAUCUUCGGUAAUACUCUGUUUUUAAUGUGCAAUACUUUGAUGCAGAAUGGGGAUUUGAUGCGAUUGUGGAUGAGGUAUCCGGAAAUGUGUACCACGGAAUACAUUCGUGACCUAACGGAGCUUUUGUACCACCUGAAGUCGUUUGUGGAUUACCGGUCUGGGGCUGAUAUGGGUCAUUAUGGCAUACAUGAGGCUCGUCUUGCAAGUCAUCCUAACUUUCCUUUCAUGGUCGUCUCCUCUUCGAUGGAGAGUCAGCAAAGUACAACUCGAACUGCCCAUCUAAAAUCGGCUAUUCAAAAAUAUCGGGAUGCAAUGUAUGACAAGUGGGAUAAAACCUACUACAGCUUACAGGAUCCAAUCUGGUUGUCCCCUUGUUCUGUUUUUCUACAGGCAUCGAAUCAAGCUUCUGGAGGUUCCGAUCGGUCAUCUCGGCACAAGCUAUUGCACGAUGAUUGCAAUGGUCCUCCUAAGCCUGGAAAAGACAAGGAGAAGGAUAAGGUAGUAUUUGUUAAUGGUACUCCACCUUUUGUGUGGAAUGAAGCAAGGACUCCGAUGAGGGGACGAGAUCCAGUUGUUGCCUUUCAAAGUGCCAAGGUGCCUAAGGGUGGAUAUCCUCACCUUGAAAAACCAAAUAACAACAUGAAUGGUAAGAAGAUGAUAUACCCAAUCUGUCUGAAUUCUGCUUUCGAGAGCCAUCGAAAAUGUCAUGAUAGCGCAGCAUGUAAAGUAUUUGCCAAACAUGGCAAGCCGGGUAUUGGAAGAACUCGAGUACACAUUGAUCUUGAAGAUGUUAAAUGGUCCAACGCCAACUACCCUGAAGCAAACUGGAAAGACGUUGUUGCUUUUGUCAAGAAAUACAAUGACUAUCUAUUACCAACAGAAGCAUUCAAAAGAUUGACGCCCAGCACACAAUGGUGA
Molecule: messenger RNA, 1830 nt
Organism: Cylindrotheca closterium
Lineage: Eukaryota; Bacillariophyta; Bacillariophyceae; Bacillariales; Bacillariaceae
Source: the annotation of a GenBank genome assembly